UCAGCACCCUUUGUUGGAAAAAAUUGCUUGGACAUUAAGGAGCGAGGUCUCUCACAGGGAGAUGGCAUGUACUGGUUAAACCCGGACGGAGGAAGCCAUUCCAAUGCAUUUCUAGCCUACUGCGACAUGACGUCACACAAUGGAGGAUGGACCAUGUGUUACACUACCGAUGAAUAUGUCAAACCGAGGACCGAGGUCACAUACAACGCCUCUAUUCCUUAUGGAACUGUCGGCUACAGGACCAACUGCAACAACAUCUCUGUAAGCUGAUUGAAUAAUCCCUUAUCUCUAUGAACAUGGAUCGCCUAGUAUGUAUGCGUAUGGAUCUCGAAAUAUUAUUUCAUUUUUUUGUUUAUUGCAUGACGCACAAAUAGGUGUGUCGAUGUACCUAAUGAUUUGUUAGUAUUUUUGUGUUAAAUUCAAGAAAAUUUUUUAAACAAUUCUCUCCUCAUAAUGCAUUUCAUAUACUGGUAUCUAUUCGUUUACUGAACUGAAAAUAGCUGCUGCACUGUGCCUUCUUAUCUAAAGAAAAUACUUAAGCACAUAAAACCUGGACUAAGGCUGUAAAAAAGGUCGGAAUUUCACACCUUAUAAUACGAGGCUUUGUCUCCUUUUCCAGUUUACAGAGAUUAUGUUCUUGGAACAUCAAACUUUGGCUAACGGGUAUUUCAAGCGAAGACCCAACCAGCCCAUAAAGGCCAAUUUGAAUUAUGGGAACGGUGCUUCUACUUAUGGAUUGUGGGACGGUGUGGGAGUGAGCGACGCCUACGACUAUCAGCUACUGAUUUGUGAUACCUCAUUCUACAGUGGCUUCUUCGUUUCUGGUUACACAAAUUGUUACAAGCAGUGUAAUUCCUGGUGUGGCGAUAGAGUCUCCCCAUACUUCCGUACUGCAACUACCAGUUCGAGUUACUCUGGUGUGUCCUUUAACAUCAAUGGCAACCGACCAGUCAAUAAAAGGCUCAUCAGUGUCGGUCUGCGCUGA
Pocillopora meandrina is the source of this 985-nucleotide messenger RNA. The record is from the annotation of a GenBank genome assembly. NCBI's taxonomy places the organism in Eukaryota, Metazoa, Cnidaria, Anthozoa, Scleractinia, Pocilloporidae.